This is a messenger RNA of Daucus carota subsp. sativus, 369 nucleotides long. RefSeq lists its product as uncharacterized. Lineage: Eukaryota; Viridiplantae; Streptophyta; Magnoliopsida; Apiales; Apiaceae. The record is from RefSeq and is a predicted model, not a curated record. Bases 1 to 369 code for a protein of 122 amino acids. The transcript has a single exon.
AUGGGAAACUGUAUUAAAAAGCAGUCAUCUAUGGAAUGGGGUGGUGAUGACUGGAGUGAGGAUUACUCCGAUAUCUCCGACAAGAAAACCAACCUUCACCGUCACAAUAACGACGAUGAUUACAACAGCAUUAAAGAAAAGACAGGAUCAUUAGCGCCAAACGACGGGGAGCUCAAAGAACCAAAACAAGUGAAGCUGAAGAUAACGAGAAAGCAACUCGAACAAGUGUUGAAACUCACAAAAACAGAUAUCCAAGGAGUGUCCGUGGAAGAAUUGUUAGCUCAUUUGAUUAACGGCGGCAUCGACGACGUACAAUCGAAUCAGACUCGUUCGUGGCGACCCGAGUUACCCACCAUUACAGAGCUUUAA